Messenger RNA from Lacerta agilis (Sand lizard), 1962 nucleotides. RefSeq names its product cation channel sperm associated 2 (gene CATSPER2). The transcript has a single exon. Gene Ontology annotation, biological process: monoatomic ion transport; fertilization; flagellated sperm motility. The coding region runs from base 53 to 1480 and encodes 475 amino acids. The record is from RefSeq and is a predicted model, not a curated record. Gene Ontology annotation, molecular function: calcium-activated cation channel activity. Gene Ontology annotation, cellular component: membrane; CatSper complex. NCBI's taxonomy places the organism in Eukaryota, Metazoa, Chordata, Lepidosauria, Squamata, Lacertidae.
GAAGAACCUUCCAAUCUCCUCUGGGCCAUACCAGGAGGAGCCAGCAGGAGUCAUGGAGGACCAGCCACCCUCAGCAAAAGCUUCCAAAGUGACAAACAAAGUACCCUUUGAACUGCAUCCCCGAGCAGAUGCCAUCCGCUCCAAGCUGAUCUAUACUUUCUAUCUGAUCGACUAUCUGCGGGGGCUAGGUAGUGCUAUUCCACGCCAUAACAUGCGAGAUUUCCUGGACCAUCGGAAGCUAAAGAAGUUGAUGGUCACAGACCAUCACCAGCUGGUGCGCUUCAAUGUUGUGCCCAGACGGAAUAUCAUGGUCACCCGAGAGACACGCUGCCGUAACCGUAUCCGCGUGCGCUGCAGCCGCUGGCCCCCUGUCGCCAUGUGGGCUUAUUCAGUCCUGAACAGCCAAAUCUUCAAAGUGUUCAUGAUCUGCCUCAUCUGCCUGAACAUGGUGGUCCUCAUGAUCUUAGUAGAGAUAGUGGAUAACUUGGAGGACCACUUUGUGAAAAUGAGGAUAGCAAUGGAGGUGAUCAUAUGGGUCAUUAUCCUCAUCUUUUUGACGGAAAUUGGGCUGAAUUGGGCUGUUAGCUUUCAGGAUUAUUGUAAGAACCCCUGGAAUGUCUUUGACUGCACAGUCACCAUCAUAUCCUUUAUCCCUGAGUUGAUAUGCCUUGUUGAAAAGAAGCACACCAAGGCUACCAGAUACUUCCUCCAGGUUUGCCGUGUGCUGCGUGGCUUAAAGCUCUUCCCUAGACUCCGGCAAAUCAAGAUCCUCAUUAUGGCCCUCUUCAAAGCAAUGAAAGCCAUGAGCUUCAUCCUGGUGCUCCUCGUCUUCUUCUUCUAUAUUUUUGCUGUCUCGGGCAUUUUCUUCUUUGAGGGCUACACUCGCUCAAACCAGCAGGACCUAGAGUACAACAAUUAUUUUAAAGAUAUGCCCAAUUCACUGGUGACCAUCUUCAUUCUCUUCACCAUGGACCAUUGGUAUGCUCUGCUGCAGGACACGUGGAAGGUCCCAGAGAUAAACAAAGUAAUCAGUGGCUUGUUUAUCUGGAUAUGGCUCCUCAUUGGGGCAUUCAUCUUCAGAAACCUCAUGGUGGCCACCAUGGUCACCAAUUUCCAGACCAUUCGGAAUGAACUGAGUGAGGAAAUGCAGCAGAUUGAGACUCAGCAGAAAGCUGACAAAUUUAAGCUGGAACUGCAGGAAAAGAAGUUCAGCUUACCCCAGGUGCAGGACAUGAGCCUUGGGCCAUCCACAAUAUACAGCUUGCCAGAAGUCGAUGCUGGGCCUCUGGAUUGGGAAACAUAUAUCCACAAGAACCUGCCAGGGCUAUACGAGGCUGAUGAUGACGAGCAGGUCAUUUGGCCACGUGACUCCCUCUUCCGCUACUUUGAGCUGCUGGAGAAGCUGCAGUAUAACCUGGAUGAGCGCAAACAUUUGCAGAAUUAUGCCGUCUUGGCUCUGUCCAACCUGGAGGACAAGUAGUGAUGGCUUCUGAAGGACCAAGAAGCUGCCAGUGUGGGCUCCUCCUCACUUACUGAGCCAGCACAACCAAAACCUGUGGGAACUCAACAGUUUACCUCUCACAUUGUCCUCCUUACCAGUCUGUGGUUCUCCAGCUGUUGCUAGACUACAAGUCCCAUCAUCCUUGACUCUUGCCCAAGGUGGCUGGGACAGAUGUGAUCUGCAGUCUAGCGACAUCUGGAUAGACACAGUUCCCUGCCCCUGAUUUAUGUGGCUAUACAUUAUUAGACUGGAACUGCAUGGAAAGAUCACACCACCACCUGGUCUGCAGGUUUUGAUCACUUUUUGAUGCCUCUAGGGUUUCAUAGCAUUGGUGAGCCAGGCACACCAGGGUGCACCCUCAAAUGCCACAUUCUCCUGUGGGCCAGACAGACAUCUGUUCUGCACAUAUGUAAUAUCUGAUAUACAAGAAUAAAAUCCCCCAUACCCCAGAAAAUUGGGCA